CGCACAUCCCAGCUGCACAAUGGUAUCCCACACGCAUCCUGGACUUAGGAGAUAUGGUCAAACCUCUCGAACAUGUAUGUCUGAUCCAUAUAAAAGACAAAGAACUCGUUGGGCCUUACGCCACGCUAAGCCACCGAUGGGGUAAGGCAAACUUCAUCCAGCUUACACUCUACAAUCUGGACGACCUCUGUAACAGAAUCGCCAUUACAAAUAUACCCAGAACUUUUCGUGAGGCGGCCGUCGUUUCUAAAGCCUUGCAAAUACGGUACCUCUGGAUCGACUCGGUUUGUUUUAAACAAGACAGGGAUGACUUCGCGGAUUGGAGCCAUAAAGCAAGCCAGAUACAUAAAGUCUACUCUCACUCACAUGUCAACAUAGCGGCUUCGGAUGCAGAGGAUAGUUCAAAAGGGUUAUUUCGAGUUCGCAAUCCUCACAUGCUCCACCCUGCGAACGUCGACUUCUCCCUACGAAUCUAUUUGGAGGGUGACUCAGACCAGCAGCCCUACAUUCUGUCUAGUUAUGAACUCUUUAGACAGAGUCUAGCCGAAUCUACUCUUAACAACCGCGGCUAAGGCAUGCAAGAGAGGAUUCUUGCGCCGCAGGUCCUCCGUUUCUGUCACGACCAAAUCUUCUGGAAAUACCAUACACGCAUCGUGUGCGAACAGUACCCUUCCAAGAUACCAAAGGUGUACAACCAACAAUCGUGCAUUGGCUAUGACAUGUGGCAAUUCAUACUAGACGAUUAUACCCGUACGUCGUUUACCUAUCCCAGCCACAAACUGAUUGCAAUUGUGAUUUGGUCUUUGGUACAAGAUAAUUACGUAGCGGGUAUGUGGCGCUACAAACUCCAUCGUCAACUUGUGUGGCAA
This is a messenger RNA of Macroventuria anomochaeta, 869 nucleotides long. RefSeq lists its product as uncharacterized. Bases 54 to 572 code for a protein of 172 amino acids. NCBI's taxonomy places the organism in Eukaryota, Fungi, Ascomycota, Dothideomycetes, Pleosporales, Didymellaceae. The transcript has 2 exons. The record is from RefSeq and is a predicted model, not a curated record.